AUGGCAACCGAGUACAACAUGGCUGACUACGAAAGUGAUGAGGAUGGAGAAGAAUUCAUUAACUUACCGCCAGAACAGAACCUUUCCUCCACUGCUCUAUUCCUUCAAAGUCUCCUGGCCUCCCACAACAUACCCCACGCGAUAACCGGGGGGUUUAGCCUUCGGUUGAGAGGCAGUGACCGGAAAGCUCGGCAGAUAGAUUUUGCAGUGCAGCCAUCAGGAGGAAUGAGGCAGCUCAAGGAAGUGCUGCGGCCUUGUCCUCGGGUACGGUAUCCCAACAUAUGUGAAGGUAUCAUGAAGAUCUUUGUCGAGACGGGACCCGGAUUCGAUGAAUGUGCUGAAUACAGAAGAAUUGAGGUCGAUCUAAAGGCACCAGGAAUCGCAGGGAGUCCACUCGACCUGAGUAAAUCCCGAGUCGAGAUCACAGCUAAAAUGCAUGAUGGCCGUAACGAGAAAUUUACGUUACUGGAUUUGUCCCAUGCUCUGAACGGCAAAUUGAAAGUACUCUAUGAGCGUAGGUAUGAGAGAGAUUUCGAAGACGUCGCGUGGUUCUUUGCAAAUUACCCGCAGGAGAUCCGCAAGUUUAGCGGUGACCUCGAUCAAUAUGGGUUGGGUGUCUUCUUCGAUAGCCUGGGGGUUGAUGAGAGGACGUCGUGGAGUGAUAUUGUCGCCGGGCUGGAUGUUGAUUGGGAGGGUAACGUCGAGCAUGCAAAAGCUUCUGCUCUUUGA
Molecule: messenger RNA, 729 nt
Organism: Endocarpon pusillum Z07020
Lineage: Eukaryota; Fungi; Ascomycota; Eurotiomycetes; Verrucariales; Verrucariaceae
Exons: 3
Coding region: 1-729 (242 amino acids)
Source: RefSeq, a predicted model, not a curated record